Plasmodium inui San Antonio 1 is the source of this 1605-nucleotide messenger RNA. RefSeq lists its product as hypothetical. NCBI's taxonomy places the organism in Eukaryota, Apicomplexa, Aconoidasida, Haemosporida, Plasmodiidae. The transcript has a single exon. The record is from RefSeq and is a predicted model, not a curated record. Bases 1 to 1605 code for a protein of 534 amino acids.
AUGAUCGAGCCACAAGGAACCUUGAGUCUUAGGAUAGAAGCCAAGAACGAAGGCUGGGAGAGUGUUCCAGUGGCUAAUUCAAGGAGGGACUGUGACCAACGACCUCGUGCCUAUUGUUUAGGAGCUAUCACCAGUGGGUCAGGUGCCCAGGGGGGCUUCCUGGGAAGGUGGGCUAAUUUGGUAGGACCAAUGAACCGGGGGGGAAAUUGGCAGUCAGUAACAGAUGUCACUACUCCUCUCAUAAAACGAAUAGUAGAACCAAGUCUCGACGCAAUUCAAUGGAGGGGACUUCUAAUGUGUAUAAUGUCAAGGGCCUUGAGUCUUUCUCAGCUGAAAGCCAUCAAGGACGGAAAGCCUCUCCUACUCUGGGAAAAGGAGGCAUGGAAAAAAGCUCUUAAUAAAGGUGUCACGAAUCCUUGGAAUUCGGACGCUAAAGGACAGGGAAUGUUAAUAGCAGUGGUUUGUUUGAUACAUGCAAUGAUAGGGUAUGACAAGGGACCAGAAGGACCCAACCCUACAGUCAGGAAUAUAUGCACCAAUGUAUGGGACCAAGUCAAGUUGGAAUUACAGGAGGUGCCUCAAGGCUCAUCCAAUAGACAUAUCAAGACACUGGAUGAAUUCCUGGACAAGUUGAAGAAGGAUGAGGCUGGAUCCAGCUUAUCUUACCCUAACCUGGGCCUCUUGUUGAGUCUAUAUUAUGGAUUGAAUCAAUGCGGGGAGUAUCGAGGAAACUAUGACUUAACGGCACUAGUGAGAACCAGUGGGUGGGAACUGGGGGAGAUGGGGAGUUGUUCAAUAGACCAAAAUACUUUCAUGUGUGGAGGAGGUACAGGCCAACCCGUGGGCUCUACACUGAAUAUGUGGACAAAUAGGAAAAGUUCGUUAAUAUCUGGGCAGUUAAAGGAAGCGCCAACAACUACACAAACUAAAUUGGUUACCCAGGAUAGUGAGGAGGACGUAACGAAACUUAAGCAGCAACAACGACAGAGGAAUCAGGACUUCAUCAGACAAAGCACCAACCAAAUGGAAGCCAGUCACAGGCACUACUCAGAGUCAAGCGUAGUUUAUGGGAACACCCCGGCCAACAUGCAACUUCACCGAAAACCAGGUUCCGACGGAGGAUCGAAGCCCCCUGCCGGCGUAUCCGAAGCCGAAAUUAAUGUGAGGGAUGCUGGUGAUGAGACAAAAUCCAUUAAGAGCCCCAGAAAAUAUGAGGUCCAAAAGGAAGAUAACACAACUCGGGACAUUAUUAACGAACAGGGAGCCCCUGAAAAAACAGCGGCUCAAAAAGAGCAAAAGAAGCAACAAGUCCCGGUAAAAGAUCCCAGCUCCCCCCCUCCAGAUCUCAGAAGUCACCUCCCACAACAAACUCCAGAUGGGGAAGGAUUGGCAGAUAAGUCCAUGACGCAGCAACCCUCCUCCCCACCAACACAAUCGAGCGUGGGUCCGAUUGUAGGGGGCAUUGUCGCGCUUUUUCUAGCCAUAGGGGGGGUCUAUGGUAUUUAUCGGGUGUAUCUGAGGCCUGUAAGUAGACUCAAGCCAGAUUCCGCCGGGACGGAGAAUAGUAAAGGGCGUGUGAGUUAUGGGCCCUAUAUUCCCACGUGA